AAACAUGGAAAGAAGCAUGGCUCGUUCCGAAUGUAUUGGUCAUGAAAGUUUGUCUUUAAAAUAAUUUGUAAAGCUUAACGAGAAAACGAAUCAAAAGGAUUAGCGUGGCUUUUGAAAGAGGAAUCGAUGUUCAGCAGCUUAAACAAAUGUGAUUAAUUCAUGAACGCAAUAAAGAAUUUAAACAUAGACGCACUUGACAGUCUUUCAUUUGCCUGAGGAAAUUCCUAGUACAUGAUUAGUUUAUUCGUGUGAUCAUUUCAAUAUGAGGGAUUUUCAGAUCAGCUCGAAGUCAAAAUCGCGCAUCAAGAAGGCAAAAGCAAGUGCCAGGCCCGAGCUGAAGGUGGAUGGAUGGACCAAGUACAAGUUUAAUGAUACAUUUGACCUCAGCCUUGACAGCUUUACAGAUAAUGUUCCAAGAAUAAACUGCAAUAAGAUAUCUCAUGAAGAGUUUAUUGAAAAGUUUGAAAGGCCACUGAAACCUGUUGUUAUCACACAUUGCUUAGAUUCGUGGCCUGCCAUGAGAAGAUGGACUCUAGAGAGGCUGGUUAAAAAAUAUCGAAAUCAGAAAUUUAAAGUUGGUGAAGAUGAUGAUGGUUACUCUGUGAAGAUGAAACUAAAAUACUACAUGCAAUAUAUUAAAACCACAGUGGAUGACAGUCCUUUGUACAUUUUUGAUAGCUCAUAUGGCGAGCAUCACAAACGAAGACGGUUGUUGGAAGAUUACGAAGUUCCGGAGUAUUUUGCCGAUGAUUUAUUCCGAUAUUGUCGCGAGUCAAAAAGACCUCCGUAUAGAUGGUUUGUAUUAGGACCAGCACGGUCUGGUACUGGUAUACACAUCGACCCACUUGGUACAAGUGCUUGGAACAGCCUUAUCUCUGGACACAAGCGCUGGGUCUUGUUCCCCACUCAUACUCCGAGGGAGGUUGUGAAAUUAACUACCGUAGAGGGAGGAAAUCAGAAAGGGGAAGCCAUUACGUGGUUUCAUAAAAUGUACCCAAAGAUCAAAGAUCCAUCUUGGCCUCAGGAGUAUGCACCGCUGGAACUUCUACAAUGUCCUGGUGAAACUGUCUUCGUCCCUGCUGGGUGGUGGCAUGUCGUAUUAAACUUGGAUACUACGGUUGCCGUUACUCAAAACUUUUGUAGUCCAACUAACUUCCAUAUUGUUUGGCCGAAAACUGUCAGAGGACGACCAAAGCUGUCCAGGCAGUGGUAUCGCAGAUUGCAGAAAGAGCGUCCUGAACUUAUUGAGAUAGCAGACAGGAGGAUUACUGAUGAUGAUACUGGGGUCCAGUCCGACUCGUCCAGCAGCUGCUCGUCAUCCUCUUCUUCGUCAUGUUCCAGUGACAGUGAGACUUCAGACAGUGAAGUCAGAGAAGAAAACAAAAGAAAUAACAACCAUAUUAAGAAGAGAAAACGAUCGAGCGAGGAGAAAAAUGAACCAUAUCGGAGUCUGUCAAGCACUCCAAAACAUGCAAGAUAGUUAGCUUUCGCACAAGAUGAGAAUAUAUAUACAAUUACCCAUUUGAAAGCAAUCCUAUUAAGUGUGUAAUAAUUGACUGUAAACUAUAUGAGCCAAUAUACUGUAAUUACCGCUCUGUUUUGAGACAUCAUGGGCAAUUUUUUAUAAAAAAUAGCCGAGCGACUUUUUCUAGAGAUACCUUCGAAUCGUAUCAUGAGUAUGUUAAAAUUCUUAUAACAUAAGAUGUAAUUGAAGCUAUAGAAAUAACUGUAGCGGUUAAAAUUGCCAAUCUAAAGCUGUU
This is a messenger RNA of Dendronephthya gigantea, 1760 nucleotides long. Its product is annotated as bifunctional arginine demethylase and lysyl-hydroxylase JMJD6-like. Bases 263 to 1480 code for a protein of 405 amino acids. Gene Ontology annotation, molecular function: histone H4R3 demethylase activity; P-TEFb complex binding. NCBI's taxonomy places the organism in Eukaryota, Metazoa, Cnidaria, Anthozoa, Malacalcyonacea, Nephtheidae. The transcript has 9 exons. Gene Ontology annotation, biological process: phagocytosis. Gene Ontology annotation, cellular component: nucleus; cytoplasm. The record is from RefSeq and is a predicted model, not a curated record.